This is a messenger RNA of Tachysurus vachellii, 2797 nucleotides long. Its product is annotated as P2Y purinoceptor 13-like. The transcript has 3 exons. The coding region runs from base 170 to 1216 and encodes 348 amino acids. Lineage: Eukaryota; Metazoa; Chordata; Actinopteri; Siluriformes; Bagridae. The record is from RefSeq and is a predicted model, not a curated record. Gene Ontology annotation, molecular function: G protein-coupled purinergic nucleotide receptor activity. Gene Ontology annotation, cellular component: membrane. Gene Ontology annotation, biological process: G protein-coupled receptor signaling pathway; negative regulation of adenylate cyclase activity.
GUGUCAUGUUUGCAUGUUUAUAUCUGUGCAGCACAGAGGGAUAGGCAAAGCGUGAAUGGGAGGUCUCAGGCAUUUAACAAUUUUCAUGUAAUAGUUUCAGCUGGAAAAAAAAAGAAACAAAAGAAUUUUUCACUUCUCCAAAAGCAGCUGUCGAAGCUGGGCCGUGAGGAUGAAUGUGAGUCAGCUGAACACCUCCAUGCAAUGCAAGCUGGACACCAGGAUUACCUCGGUCCUCUUCCCCUGCUUGUACUCUGCCCUCUUCCUGGCUGCCAUCAUCCUCAACUGCUUGGCUGCAUGGAUCUUCUUCCAGAUCCACAGCAGCUCCACUUUUGUGGUCUACCUAAAGAAUGUGGUGGUGGCUGACCUGCUCAUGACACUGACUGUUCCUUUGAAGGUAUUAACGGACGCAGGCAUCGGCUCAGCCACAUUGAGAGCCAUCUACUGCCGCUACACGGCCGUGGUCUUCUACACCACCAUGUACAUCAGCAUCCUGCUGCUGGGUCUUAUCAGCCUGGACCGCUACCUUAAAAUCGUGCGGCCUUUCGGAAAGUGUGCGCUGCAGCGGGUUGGUGUGGGUAAGGCAGUGUGCGCAGGGGUCUGGGCCAUCAUGGUGGCUUUUGCGCUGCCAAAUGUGAUCCUGACUGACCGUGAGCUUCCUGUGAGUCGUAGUGAAAAGCUGAAAUGCAGCAGCAUGAAGAGUAAGCUCGGCCUACGCUGGCACGAAGGCUUUAACUACUUUUGCCAGGUGGUGUUCUGGGGAACGCUGAUUUUAAUGGCCAUCUGCUACACCUUCAUCAGCAGGAAGGUUUACGAGUCGUACCGCGCCUCAAGGAGCAGCUCCGGCACCGCCAGCAAACGCACCAAGUCCAAGGUGUUUGUCGUAGUCGGCGUGUUCUUUGUAUGCUUCGCUCCCUUCCACUUGGCCCGAGUUCCCUACACCCUCACUCAAACCCGAGGCACGUCGACACAUUGCUGGGCUCAGAAGCAGCUCUACUUGGCGAAGGAGAUCACGCUCUGGCUGUCAGCCACCAACAUUUGCUUGGACCCUCUCAUCUACGUCUUCCUGUGCCGGGUCUUCCGCAGGAAAUUAACUGCUACUCUUUGCCGCAAGCCUUUACCCCGUGGAGGGCUAGAGUCCCCUACAGAAACCUCAACCAAGCAGGAGCUGUCUCACAUGGGUCAGUGUAACAAUGCUAACGAGAUCCACUCGCAUUAAUGUCAUCAUUAACGUGGACGUCACAUGAUGCCUGGACUUCAGAGUAAUAUCAGAGCAAUUUUAUAAAAUGGUCUUUUUUACUGCAUAUACAGUACAUUUACUGAAACCUGUUGAAAUACCUGUAUAUACUGUAGAUCGUAUGACUGGGUUUUAUUAAAACAUUUAUCCAAACCCAGUACACCACUUGUACGCAGUUUUAAUGUAGGACUCGAGAAUACAAUAUUGUAAUGAUUUAGAGUCUAAUCUAUAUUAAUAUUAUGAGAAAAGUGCGUGUACUUGAAAUUUGCCUUCUCGAUGUCUGUAAGUAUUAGAGACGGCUCGUGCCUUGCUUUUAAUGGUGUUUUAAUGGCACUUCAUGUGAGUAUCUGUGGUGGCCUUAAAAAAAACAUUUGCUGUCUCUUUCUCUUCCUAUCACAUAUUUCUUUGCCAUCUCAAUUUUAAUAAACCAUAAAUCUCUUAAAACGACCCUAUUCUGAGAAGAUGUUUAAAGAUAUUUAUAGCUAUUUAUUAUUCCUUACUGAUCUCAUAUAUUGGCCAGUGACUAAAUAAAAAAUUUGGAAUGAGUUAAUAGAGUUAAUAACCUCACAUUGGCACCAUGAAUAAGAAAAGGAAUUUUAAGACCUCUUCAACUUACGGAGUUCCAAAAUAUCCAACAUUCCUGAAAAUUAAUUCAAUGGAUCUUGUAUUGAAGCAAACCAACUUUAACUAGAUUUGUAAAGUUUGUCAUGACAAACUUUGAUGUUGGCUUUGACGAUGCAAGUAUUCGCAACGGAUGGUGCUUUUUGGAGGCAAGUGGACAUAAGGGUUAGUGUUGCUUUUGGAGGCAAGUGGACAGAAAGCUAGAACAUUUGGAGGUAAGCAGAGACAAGCGUGUGACAUCAUCCAAAUACUCCUGAGGAAGUUCCCCUUAUUGUGCUGAGUGUUUUGAUAUAUCACAUGCCCAUGUUGUGCAAUUUUUUUCUUUUCACGUGACAUUACGUGACGUCACGUGACAUCAUCAGAAUACACGUGAGGAAGUUCCCCUCAUUGUUCUGAGUGUUUUGAUAUGUCACAUGUCCAUGUUGUAAAAAGUUUUUUGAUUUUGCAUAUUUUGGGGGCGGGGCUGCGGCACAAACGAAAGGCCAGUCGAUACACCAAUUUAAAAAUUUGUUCAGAGUAUCACCCUAAAGGAGCUGGCCGAGUUUGGUGUAGAUAGUUCGAAAGCUUGCCGAGUUAUAAACCUUCAAAUUUAUAAUGGGAGUCUAUGGGAAAAAAGGUCACUUUGAGACCCAGUACCGGAAGUACCGGUACUCGGAUCGCUUAUAAAAGUAAUAGCAACAAACUUCAGACCAGCGUCUACAACAUAUCUGAAUUUGGUGCAUGUGGCUCGAAAGCCCUAGGAGGAGUUACUCUUGAUAAAUUUUUGUCUAAGCUUAAAUAGGAAAACAGAAUGUUGGCUUCUACAAAGCCAACAUAAUUAUUGGUUUCUGUUUUUUACAUAUACAUUUUUAAGCUGUGUCACAAAUUGCAUGCAUUAAUCAACGCCGUUUUCGAGUCUUUUGUGUGUUCAUACUGAAAAUUCUAACAAGACAUUUGAACUGA